AUCAGAUACAUUCAGUAACUCUUUACAAGUAAAUAUUUAUUCUGAUCUUAUAAGGCUCAUAUAACUAUCAUUGUAAAUAAAUCAAACACAGCACACACUACAUAAUGGCAGAAUCAUUGACAGAGGAACAAAUAGCAGAAUUUAAAGAAGCGUUUAGUUUGUUUGACAAGGAUGGAGAUGGAACAAUUUCCUGUAGGGAGCUAGGAACAGUAAUGCGAUCACUGGGUCAGAAUCCGACAGAGGCAGAAUUACAGGAUAUGAUCAAUGAUGUCGAUACAGACGGCAAUGGGUCAAUAGAAUUUCCAGAAUUUUUAACAAUGAUGGCAAAGAAAAUCAAAGAUGGCGGCGAAUCUGAAGAAGAACUUCGAGAAGCUUUUAGAGUUUUUGAUAAAGACGGUAAUGGAUUUAUAAGUGCUGCUGAAUUACGUCACGUGAUGACAAAUCUCGGAGAAAAGCUAACUGACGAGGAAGUAGACGAGAUGAUUCGUGAAGCCGAUAUCGACGGGGAUGGUCAGGUUAAUUAUGAAGAAUUUGUCACAAUGAUGAUUUCAAAGUAGAAACAGACUGGUGUUUAAAUAAAAACAGGAGAGUAAAAUUUAGAACUAUGGAUAAAAAAUGGGAACAUGUUCACUUUCAAAAACACUACAUGUUUGAGUUAAUUCCUUUUUGUAUUAAUUGCAAAAACAGAAAAAGAAAGAAUUAAAGUGGCCUUAAGAGAUCUUUUUUCUGUUGAUGCUUGCCAGAUUUACUCUUCAGUUUCUGGUUAAUAUGUGUGUAUGUGUGUGUGUGUGAGAGAGAGAGAGAGAGAGAGAGAGAGAGAGAGAGAGAGAGAGAGAGAGAGAGAGAGAGAGAGAGAGAGAGAGAGAUGUAUCACCAUUCUGAACGUGUUAAAAUUUCA
Mytilus trossulus (common blue mussel) is the source of this 898-nucleotide messenger RNA. Its product is annotated as calmodulin-A-like. The coding region runs from base 105 to 557 and encodes 150 amino acids. NCBI's taxonomy places the organism in Eukaryota, Metazoa, Mollusca, Bivalvia, Mytilida, Mytilidae. The transcript has 5 exons. The record is from RefSeq and is a predicted model, not a curated record. Gene Ontology annotation, molecular function: enzyme regulator activity; calcium ion binding.